AUGGGUGACUGGAGCUUUCUGGGUAAUAUUUUAGAGGAAGUUAACGAGCACUCUACGGUGAUCGGCCGGGUGUGGCUCACGGUGCUCUUCAUCUUCCGUAUCCUCAUCCUGGGCACGGCAGCAGAGUUUGUGUGGGGCGAUGAGCAGUCCGACUAUGUCUGCAACACGCAGCAGCCCGGAUGUGAGAAUGUGUGCUACGACGAGGCCUUCCCCAUCUCCCACAUCCGCCUGUGGGUGCUGCAGAUCAUCUUUGUGUCCACGCCGUCUCUGGUGUACGUGGGCCACGCCGUGCACCACGUCCACAUGGAGGAGAAACGCAAGGAGCGCGAGGAGGCCGAGCUCAGCCGGCAACAGGAGCUGAGCGAGGAGCGUCUCCCUCUGGCGCCCGACCAGGGAAGCGUCCGCACCACUAAGGAGACCAGCACAAAGGGAAGCAAGAAGUUCCGGCUGGAGGGCACGCUGCUGAGGACCUACAUCUGCCACAUCAUCUUCAAGACACUGUUCGAGGUGGGCUUCGUUGUGGGCCAGUACUUCCUGUAUGGCUUUCGCAUCCUGCCGCUGUACAAGUGCAGCCGCUGGCCCUGCCCCAACACGGUGGACUGCUUUGUGUCUCGCCCCACGGAGAAGACUGUCUUCAUCAUCUUCAUGUUGGCUGUGGCCUGUGUCUCGCUCUUCCUCAACUUUGUGGAGAUCAGUCACCUGGGCCUGAAGAAGAUUCGCUUUGUCUUUCGCAAGCCGGCCCCCGCCCCAGCCCAGGGCGAGGGCCCGGCCCCUCUGCCGCUACAAGCGAAGAGCCUGCCCUCGCUGGCUGUGCCCUCCCUGCAGAGAGCGAAAGGUUACAAGCUGCUGGAGGAGGAGAAAGCUCCCCCCAUUACACACCUCUAUCCGCUGGCUGAGGUGGGCAUGGAGGCUGGCAGAGGGGCCCCACCCUUCCAGGGGCUGGAGGAGAAGGCGGAGGAGGUGCUGCCCUUGGAGGACAUCUCUAAGGUGUAUGACGAGACUCUGCCCUCCUACGCCCAGACCACUGAGACAGGGGGGGUGACAUUACACGAGGAGGAGCCCGAGGAGGUGCAGCCGGCAGAGGCAGAUGCAGAGGCAGAAGCGGAGAAGGUGGAGGCGCCUGCGGAUGAGGAUGUGGAGGUAGAGGAGGCAGUGAACGGGGAGGGGGUAACUCCGGCGGAGGCAGGGAUGGAGGCCGCGGAUACGAUAGAAGACACCAGACCGCUGAGCCGACUGAGCAAAGCCAGCAGCAGGGCCAGGUCAGACGAUCUCACCGUAUGAACCUGUGAGAGAGCGCACAUGUACACCUGCACACACCAGACGUUCAACACAUAGAGAGAGAGAGCACACACACACCUAA
Acanthopagrus latus (yellowfin seabream) is the source of this 1360-nucleotide messenger RNA. RefSeq names its product gap junction alpha-8 protein-like. The transcript has a single exon. NCBI's taxonomy places the organism in Eukaryota, Metazoa, Chordata, Actinopteri, Spariformes, Sparidae. Bases 1 to 1281 code for a protein of 426 amino acids. Gene Ontology annotation, biological process: cell communication. The record is from RefSeq and is a predicted model, not a curated record. Gene Ontology annotation, cellular component: connexin complex.